Molecule: messenger RNA, 1818 nt
Organism: Caenorhabditis bovis
Lineage: Eukaryota; Metazoa; Nematoda; Chromadorea; Rhabditida; Rhabditidae
Source: the annotation of a GenBank genome assembly
AUGGGCAGCGACAAUGAUGUGAUGUCUUCGGCGUUCGUGUUUCGACCAUUUUUCGAAAUGGUCACUUCUCAGUUGUGGGCGUGUCCUCCAACCGACAACCCGGGCGGCCUUCAAAAUCGCCGGCCCGAAAUUCAUCAACAGCAGAAGAUGGUAAUUGAGCAGAUUGAAGUGAUUGAACAUCGAAUUAUUGAGGAAGGUCGAAGACCGAGCGGAGGAAUUCUUUUGCCGCCAGUUUCAACCGUUCGUGAGACCAGAGAAUCAUACGAGCAUCGAUCUGAUGGGGCAAUUCAUGACAGAAGAUUUGAAAUAACCGGUGAACGAGACGUCAGUCGUGAGCCAUCAUUUCUUCACAAUUCCGCAAAUUACGGCCAACAAAUCGAGCUCUCACCUCAACCACAAAGGUACAGCGUCAGCGGAGCAGCGGCGGCCCAGAAUUCAAGUAUUCUGAAUACAUCGGGAGGCAGUCGCCUGGAUUAUAGUGGCGAUAGUACAGUGAUCAACAAUUAUGGGUACGAUGUGCACGAGGUCCACACAUCGGAAGGUGGCGCUCGGAUUGUGGAGAGUCACGGAGGAGGACCAUUGAGGGAAACGAGCCGGAUUGAGCAUGUCGAGGAGACCGUCACGAGACCACUGACUUCUGCAAUGAAAGGCGGUCGAAAUUCGGCGAACAUCUUCACGACAAAUGUGCAUGGAUCGGGCAAUCUGAAUCACUCAUUCCGACAGGAUUAUUCCAGUGAUCCAGAAUCGCUUGCUCGAAAGGACAGCUAUCGGGCGAUGCAAUCCUCGUGGGACGAUCAAGUCGACAAGCACCAAAUGUCGACGUUGUCGUCGCGACGAUUCCCGCCGCAAUCGCAAACGUCGCUGGUUUCGCGUGAGACGCGAAGAAGCGCGCGAGGCGACGGAUGCUGGACGCGAGCCAAAUUGUUCUUCUCGAACGUUCAUGACGCGUUCAGAAAUGCCGACUACACACCGGAGCUGAUGCGAAGCCUAUGCUGCAUUUUUCUGCUCCUCCUCCUCCUCCUCAUCCUGCUGUUCAUCAUCUUCAGCGCGAUCUUCAAUCGGUACGCAGUCGCCGAGUUUUUGAUCUACCCGCCCGUCUGCGAGGAGUGCCGCCGAAAGAAUCCCGCGCUCGUCUCGGCCUCGCUACCCUCAUCAGUCUUCAUUCAUUUCCAUUCGAAGCAUCAAGCGCACUUCGAGUUGCGCGGCAACGCGCCAUUCAAAUCGAAUAGUUUUACGGCUCUCGAUUUCACUACAGGUUAUGCUGCAAUAGCGGACCACUCACUAACCGAUGCUCAAGGCAAACAUUUCACAUGCUUCUUGAUUCCAUUGGACAGAAGUGCAAUUGAGAGCAUCGAUCAGCUAUCGGAAGCGGUCGGCGAUUCGGAUUACGAGAUUCAAUCGACAUUCGGCUGGCAGGAAUUCUGGCAAUUCGACCCCGAACCGAUCGACGCGGUCACGGCGAACGCGAAAUUCACCGAUAAAAUCGACGAUUGCCGCAACGCGAAAUGGUUUCUGCUGAGGCAGACGGUGCACGGAAGAGACGUCUCGUGCGGCGACUGCUACGACUUCUGCCUUCCCGAUUGGGCCGUCGUGCGCAAGGAGAAGUACGAGGACCAAUCGACAAUCGGCGUUCGCCGCCUCAACUGCUUCCGGCUCUACGUGCCCGAAUGGCGCAAUUUCCGCGUCGAGACCGACGUUGCCGGCGGCCAUUGGAAAUAUCCGCUCGCGUCGCAGAGCACCAAACGCGACAAGAAUGGCGAAUGGGUGUCAUGGGUGCCGACCACCGAGUCCGAGGGGCUCUCGCGUCAACGCGCUUAA